This is a messenger RNA of Didymodactylos carnosus, 499 nucleotides long. Lineage: Eukaryota; Metazoa; Rotifera; Eurotatoria; Philodinida; Philodinidae. The record is from the annotation of a GenBank genome assembly.
UAGCUGCACUGGGAUUUAGCAUUAAACAUAUCAUUGACCAAGAAAUAGAUCUUUAUGAUAUAUUUGAUCAUAAACCGAUGAUAGUUAAUACAUCAAAUGUAAACUAUCAAUGUUUUGAGAAAUAAAUCAUUGUCUUUAUAAUUCAAAUCAUUUACAAAUUAUAAAUAUUAUACAUUUCACAUUAAUUUGUGUUACAAUUUUGUCUUAUAUAAGAUUAUUGAUUAUUUUAGUACGUAAAAAAACUGAUAUUAUAUUUGAAUUGUAUGAUACUACAAAAAUUAGUCCAUAUAAAUGGUCAAAAUUAUUUAUAUUAAUGUCAGUUGGUAUUAAUUGCUUUUUAAUAGGUUUACAUUAUCAUUUUAAAAAUAAUAAUAUUCAUCUAUGUAGUCAAAAUAGUAAAAUAAUACGUAUAGAAAAUUUAUCGACAUAUGUUAUUGUAAAUGUGAUGGAAGAUUCUUAUUUAUUAUUUGAUUUUAUGAAACGCGAUAAAGAUUCUUAG